AUGGAGUGUGAUCCCACGCUACCCAUCCAACCAGCCACUGCGAGGCCUCUACUUGUAAUUGAGGAAGAGUCUGUUUGGAAACCUGACAUUAUCAAGGAUGUAAAGGAGGCAUUUGAAGAACCCCGUAAGCGAAAAGGAGACGUGAUCAACGCGAUGGCGACGGAGCGCUAUCUAUUGAUCAAAGAUGGGCAACAGGAGCUUGCAAAUUUCCUAUAUAGAAAGAUGGACCUCAUCAAAAAACAUGUGAAGCAAGCCGACGAAAUCAUAUUCGAUCAAGAAAAAGGUCUGGACAGUGUGCGAGCGUUCAUUGAGGAGCGCUUCAUCAUGCAUUUCGGACCAGAUAUGGAUGGUUCAAUGAGAAAAUGGACCGAAGAAGAGGAAGAAGAGCAGCAGUUUCUUAUCGACAAUUCCCUGUUCAUACUCAAGGUCAUCCUGCGAAUGAACAAUUUGGAUCCGGACGACUAUAAAUCGGAGUUUGGAAAUUUUCAUGCGAUGGCGAAAAGUAAAAUAAUUUUCCGUCAAACAGAAAUCAGAGACAAGGAGUUGGAUGAGAUGAAACGUCGACUUGAAAUGGCGCGGAUACAAGCGAGAGAAGAUCGUUUGGAAAGGAUUCGUGAUGGAGAAGUGAGUUCCGAUGAUGACUUGUAUGAGGAGGACGGUGAAGUCGUAGAUGAGGAGCGGUCUGCUGAAUACGAGCAGCAGUUGAUUGCCCAUAUGCAAAAACUACAUAUCGAAGUGGAACCAGACCGA
This is a messenger RNA of Ostertagia ostertagi, 750 nucleotides long. The record is from the annotation of a GenBank genome assembly. Lineage: Eukaryota; Metazoa; Nematoda; Chromadorea; Rhabditida; Trichostrongylidae.